Anopheles darlingi is the source of this 5482-nucleotide messenger RNA. RefSeq names its product leukocyte receptor cluster member 8 homolog. Gene Ontology annotation, cellular component: nucleus. The coding region runs from base 249 to 3203 and encodes 984 amino acids. The record is from RefSeq and is a predicted model, not a curated record. Lineage: Eukaryota; Metazoa; Arthropoda; Insecta; Diptera; Culicidae. The transcript has 5 exons.
AAGAAAACAACACAUCGAUGCGUCGACCAAAGUGCUAUUUUCGCGUGCAUAAUCUUAAAAUCGUGAAAUAAUCUUACAAUCCUAGUGAAAAAGCAAAUUACCACUCAACGGUGACCGGAGUAAGUAAAAAGUUUCGCGGUGUGAUUCGUUUUGGGCAGCUGAUUUCAGCACGAAGCGAAAUUCGAAGACUAAUUUGGAAGACAACUCUGUGUGAACUGAAGAGUAAAAGAUAGUCGCAGGACGGUGCGAUGCGUUUGGGUGAGACAGCCGUAAGUAGCACCAUGAACCCGCAGGAGCAAUCGCUGAGCCAAUCCGCUGCGUGGAUCGCUGCUGCCCAAGCCAUUCAGCAACAGCAGCAGCAGCAGGGUUACGGCAUGAAUCAACAGCAGCAGCAGCAGCAACAAUAUGCUCAAUAUUACGCGUUAUACCAGCAAAUGCAGUACAGUGGGGCUUUCGCCGGAGGUGCCAACAACGGCAGCGGAAAUAACAGCAACAGCGCCGCGUCGGUCGCUUUUGGCAGCGUUUCGGACGGGUGCGCAGCGAAUGUCAACUCGGAUUUGGGGUCUUCCGGCGGUUUGUCGGGCAAUAAAUUUUUCAGCUCUCAACAACAGCAGCAACAGGGACAGGCGAACAACGUGAACGAUAGUGGUGCGAUGGGUUUCAAGCAGGCACCGAGCCAGUUUGGACCGAUUCGAUUCAACAUCAACAAGCAUCCGCAGCGCGUGAGUCCGCUAGUGGCCAGCAACCCGCUGGUUCAGGCGAGCCAGAUUCACGCACAGCAGCAACAGCAGCAUCUGCAGCAGCAGCAACAUCAGCAGAUGAUGGCCGCCUUCCAGAACCAGAACGGUACUGGCGGGGGCAAGAAGAAGCGCAAGAAGAACAAGAAUAACGGUAUGAAUCAGUCGGGUGGCGGCGGAAGUGGUGCGGGAGGCAAUAAAAUGUUCAUGAACGGUGGAAGCGGUGGUAUGGGUGCGAUGGCGACCGCCAACAUACCUCCCUUAAUGCCGGCUGGAUCGUUACCAACGAAAGGAUCCACUGCCGGUGCGGUCAAUGGGUUCGUUUCGUCUGCUCCGGAUCUAAGCAAGCCACCACCACCGCUUCCGCAGGUACCUCUAACAAGUGGCCUCGGUCUAGCACCACCACCGCAAGCACCGACACCGCCCAGCAGCGGUGGCAGCGGUGUAGCGAAGAAACCCGAUCCGUUCCACAACCCAACCGACGAUUGGCCGCAAAGUUUGAACGAUUUCGUGUCUCGGUGCUACGCCAAGUGUAAGACCGAUUUCGAUAAGGAUCAGAUUGACAUCUGCUUGAAGGGACGCAUUACUGCUGCCGCCAACAAGGGUGAGCUGUGGACCAAGGAUUGGGACAGCGAACCGGUACCGAGUGUACACAGCGAACGCGCCAAUCAGCUGUUGCUGCCGAACCUUAGUAGCAACACGCUCGGUGGUAGCCUUGGCUUCGGACUGCCGGGCACUAACAAAGGGGGUAACGCUAAGGCCGCAGGGAAUAGCGGAGGACCGAUGCUCGGUGUUCUGGGCCAGUAUCAAAGUCCGCUGGGGAAUAAGGGACCGCAACAGCAGCACCAGCAGCAACAACAGUUUGGCAAUAGUGGCACUAAGAAAGGAAACAAUGCGGCCAACGUUUCACAAUCGUUCGGUAGUAGGUUGGGCAACAAGUCGGGUGGAUCCGGUGGCAAAAAGUCCCGCAACUCCCGAUCACGCUCGCGAUCGCCAAGUCGCUACAACAGCAGUGGCAGUCGCAAUCGCCGCAGCCGCUCAUCGAGCAGCGAUUCACGAUCGCCAGUUCGCAAGAGCCGCCGUUCAUCGAACAGCAGCAGCAGCAGCAGUAACAAUGGCGCCAAUAACGAUCGCAACUCUUCCUUUGUGAGCAAAGUGUACGGCAAGAACAGUAACAACAAUAACACAAAGCAACAGCAGCAAAAGAAUCAGAAGAAUCAGAAGAACAACCAGCAAAACAAUAAGAACGCUCGCAAGGGUCAGGGCGGUGGAGGCUUCUACUCGGAGCACGGUCAAAUCGGUGGUGCCGUCGAAGGUGAUCUCGAGCAGCUCCGUAAGCGGGCGGCACGAUUCAACAACCAAGGUGGCAAAAAGGUACCGGCCACACCACCGGUCGUCGCUUCCAACAUUGUCUCACCAUUCAAUCGCAAGAAAAAGAUGUCGAUGCCGACACCAUCGCGUUUCUUUAUCGAUGAUACCGCCGAUCGUUUGGGCGAUAACGAUGAGGAGGAUGAUCUGUUCAAUCUGCACAUCGUCGGUACGUGCCGUGAUCUAGAAAAGAGCUUUUUGCGCCUUACCAAGGCGCCCGCUGCGUCCGAAGUGCGACCAGUCGAAGUGCUCCGUCACUCGCUUCAGAAUGUCAAGAGAAAGUGGGUCGAAAAGCAGGAUUAUUUCUAUGCAUGCGACCAGCUGAAGUCUAUCAGGCAGGAUUUAACGGUACAAGGUAUACGAGAUGCGUUCACGGUUCAGGUAUACGAAACGCACGCCCGGAUAGCCAUGGAAAAGGGUGACCACGAGGAGUUCAAUCAGUGCCAAACACAGUUGAAAAUGCUCUACGCCGAUGUGGGAGGAGAGAAUCAUCUCGAAUUUACCGCCUACCGUAUCCUGUACUAUAUCUUUACUAAAAACACUCUUGAUCUUACGACCAUUCUGAAGUCGCUGACGGCAACCGACAAAGCGAGUGAUGUCGUUCGAUUCGCGCUUCAGCUUCGAUCGGCCUGGGCGCUGAGUAAUUACAGUUCUUUCUUCAAAUUGUACCGCGAAGCACCAUUGAUGGCGGGUUAUUUGAUCGAUUGGUUCAUCGAGCGAGAACGCAAAUUAGCGCUCAAAGCUAUUAUCAAAGCUUAUCGGCCCAAUAUUCCGGUGGAAUCGCUGUGCCAAACGUUGGCCUUUGGCAGCGAGGAGAAGUGUUUGGAGUGGUUACAGUCGUUAGAAAUAAGCGUCGUGUCUGUUCCCGUGCCACAAUCAGCGAAGCCAAAGGGCCCCGAAGAAGGAGGAGCUUCCACGGUGGCGGAAGGUGUUUCUGCUGAUGCUUCCUGUGUUGCUGCUGCUACUGCUGCUGCCGCUACUGUUGCUAAGGUGGAGACAAAGAAAAGUGCAUUUACGAGCAAGGCUACGGUUGAUGCUGGCGGUAUGCGUAAAGUGGUCGAUUGCAAGGCGAGCAUGAAUGUGCUCGGGAAUUUCUAAGCUCAAUGAAAGACCCCAGCAUCCAAAGUCUAGCUAUUGAAUGUAGCUGCACCGCACCGCACGACCAAGUGGCCAUUCGAACGGGAUGGAAUGGGAUAACUUCCAGCUAGCUAUUUUGCCUCAUGGAAAACAGGCACCUCUUCCAUCCUACUCGCCGCGUCAAGGCAGCAUGGUUUUUGAUUUUUAAAGACAGAACCAUGCCGUAUUGGAGAUAAGAACACUGAUCUUGCUGCACUGCACCGUAAGGAUUGCGUUGUAGAUCUACCAGGCAAUUCAUAUCUUACUGGACGAUGGCGUAGUAAUUGGCCGUCACCACAUGAAGCGAGUCUCUCACAAAAUACUGCUGCUACUGCUAAUGUUGCUGCUGAAAGAGGAGAAAAUUGUUUUAGAUUUUUUCCUCUUUCACGGAUCAAGUCGUGCGUAUGCACUGAAGUGGUAUUCAGAGUCUAUUACAUUGCGUACCAUCUGCGAACGAAGAAGCUAGUAUCGAUAGUGAUGUGUUGGACGUCUGAUGUGAUAACGCGCGACAGUGCAUAUUGCGUAGGAGAGACGCAGUAGUUUGGUCAUCGAAAUAGUGUGCGUGUAUGUGUGAGUGUGUGUGUGUGUGUGUGUGCAUUUGCAUAUGACACACUUUGUUGGACAUAAAACACUGACACUGUCUCACGACUUCCUGCAGAACGAAGUGGUGUUGUAGCGAACGCGUGAUGCAACCUGGAAAAAUCAUUUUGCUUACUGCAAGUUGCCCCAAAAAUCCGCCAGCUAUCAAGCUGUAUAUAUCUAGCGAAUGGAGAAUAGCAUUGGUUAUAUGCCAUGGAAACUCGUGAUGGCAUAUUCUUGAAGGAACGCAUGAUUCGUCCAUAGCUACAGCUGGGAAGCUAGUGCUAGUUGCCCUAGCAACGAAAAGGAAAUCACUUUUGAGAAGGAAAUUACGAAUCCGGUUCUCAUCCUCAGUCCCAUACUACAACAGUAACAACUGGCAAUCGACUAGCAAUCUGCUCGCACAAACCAUCAUGCACCAGACCUCUUCUACCAUUCUUUCUGCCCAUCUCCACUGUGCAUAUCAUCGGGGCUUCGUUAUCCCAGUAGCAUGAUGUUGUCCAUCGCCAGUCCAGCCAAGUCGAAAUCAAUUGACGAGGCAAGCGGUAAUUAAAUUUUGAAUCGCAGCAACGCGAAAAGACAAAAGUGUUGUUUCGUUAGAAAAAUUACGGUGAAAAUAUUUGUGGAAUAGUGAAUGCGUUAAAUAGUGUUUAGCAUUAAGGCACGAGAACAGUUUCUAUUGAGUUCGGAUGGAUAAUGUGUGGUAAGGGGUUUAGUGUACGUUAUGCAACAAAGCGUUUGUUGCAUUCCGAUGCGCCAGUACAAGUGUGAGAUGUUAUAUCGGUGUAUGACAAAAACCGUGGACCGUUUCCGGCAGGAACUGUGUUACCUUCAUACGUUAGACAUGGGGGGAACCCGGAUGGCGCAGCUACCUGGAGCCAGACUUCAGGCCACAAACCGUCUGCAGCAGACUUCAUCCUUUAACCAACACAUUCCGUCCUGACUUGUUGAUCCUUUUCCUUCGUAUCGACAAUUUCCUAUCCUACUCUACACUCAAAACAUCCCGUCCCUCAUUUUGUGGCACAACAUCGGGCUGAUAGUGUCCUUCUUAAGACAAUUCCCUUGGACGUCAUGUAACGGACUGCUGAAUUGUUGUGUCUUUUCGGGGGGUACCCAGUCUACUACCGAGAUCUGUUCGUCUACUACUGCAAACUCGCACGCGCAACACUAAGAUUCAACACACCAAGCGAGGUGCGCAGAGCAUGGUGUAAAGCCUGUGACUUCAGCCCUCUUCUAUCUGAUAACACCUCUUCGAAUGAAAAACGACCUGACCCCGCCAUCGACUCUAUUAUUGAUGCUGGAUCGCUCAUUGCCACGAUUGAGCUAUCUACACUAUUGGAUCUGUUUUGUUUUGUUAUUUGUUAAACGUUGUACAUACCUACAAUUACGAGCCUGAGCUGAUAAAUGAUUAAUAUCAAGAGCGUCGUACAGAUGCGUGGCAGGCGAAAGGAGAUUGCUUCAAGCGUUAUUGAUUAUGAAGGAGAGUUACUAUGAUGAUAAAAUUUGCGGCAAAAGCAUUGGCAUUCGUCCUAUGUGCGUCGUUGUCGCGUACAAAUGGAAGGUACAAAUGAUGUAUCUUCUACUCUGCUGAUGCUCAUGAUGUGAUGUGAAUAGUAAGAUUUUUUAAUAAAUACAUCUUUUAGUAAAUAAAUUAAAAACUGGUGUUAGUGUUGACACUCUUC